UAGCAGAUUACAACCAAAGAGAGAUCAAUUUCCAACACCCAAAAACAAAAUUGGAAGAUGAGUAUCUUGCAAAAAUUAUGGUCAAUAAUCAUAGCAAUAAUCCCAAGUUGGAUAAUAACCAUUCCAAUUUUCUUGUUUCUAAAUAAGAAACAAGAACAGGUACACAGACAAACAUUUGUUAACAUGUUUUCAGGAGAAUCAUUAUCCAAGAAUGAUAAUGCAACCAUUGAUGGUGAGCUUCCAAAGGGGCUCCGGCAAGAGCGAAUGCCGGAGCACCUGGCGGUGAUAUUGGAUGGGAAUAGAAGGUGGGCUAAGAAGAGAGGACGAAACCCUGUUGAAGGAUAUGAGGCUGGUCUUGCAACUUUGGGAAUGUUUCUUACUUUGUGUCGUAAGUGGAGGAUUCCAAUUGUCUCACUUUUCUUGUUCUCCUCUGAGAAUUGGCUUCGACCUAAAGAAGAAGUUGAUUUCUUGCUCGAACUAUUCGAAGGUUCUUUGACGCAUUAUUUACUACGCUAUUGUCGCAAAUAUGGAGGAAGAGUUUCAGUGAUUGGAGAUGCAUCUUCACUACCCAAAACCCUCCAAAAAGCUAUUGAACAUAUAGAAGAAGGAACAAAAGACAACACUGAAUUUCACUUGAUAAUGGCAAUGAGUUACAGUGGACAAAAUGACAUAGUGCAUGCUUGUCAAAGCAUUGCUGCAAAAGUGAAAGAUGGGCUUUUACAACCUGAAGACAUAACCAAAUCUGUGUUCGAACAACAGCUUCAAACUAAGGUUACCAAUGUGCCAUCCCCUGAUUUGCUCAUUCGAACAAGCGGCGAGUUUCGAGUUAGUAACUAUUAUCUAUGGCAAUCAGCUUAUUCUGAGAUGUACUUCACUGAUACACUUUGGCCUGAUUUUGGAGAAGAUGAGUUUAUAAAGGCAUUAACCUCGUUUCAGCAGAGAGGGAGACGCUUUGGCAAAGCAUAAGGUUGUGGAAUAUCUUGUAUGAGCAGAACUUGCUAUAUUUAUUGUGAAAUCGCUGAAAUUCUAUUUUAGUUAU
Messenger RNA from Beta vulgaris subsp. vulgaris (sugar beet), 1039 nucleotides. Its product is annotated as cis-prenyltransferase 4, chloroplastic-like. Bases 58 to 966 code for a protein of 302 amino acids. The transcript has 3 exons. Gene Ontology annotation, cellular component: chloroplast stroma. The record is from RefSeq and is a predicted model, not a curated record. Gene Ontology annotation, biological process: polyprenol biosynthetic process; response to cold; plastid membrane organization. NCBI's taxonomy places the organism in Eukaryota, Viridiplantae, Streptophyta, Magnoliopsida, Caryophyllales, Amaranthaceae.